Daldinia caldariorum is the source of this 1350-nucleotide messenger RNA. RefSeq names its product glycoside hydrolase family 28 protein. Bases 1 to 1350 code for a protein of 449 amino acids. The record is from RefSeq and is a predicted model, not a curated record. Gene Ontology annotation, biological process: carbohydrate metabolic process. Gene Ontology annotation, molecular function: polygalacturonase activity. Lineage: Eukaryota; Fungi; Ascomycota; Sordariomycetes; Xylariales; Hypoxylaceae. The transcript is spliced from 2 exons.
AUGAUGCUCACAUCGCUUAUAUCUGCUCUGUUGGUACUCGUCAGCGGAGCCUCCGCGGCUCUCAACGUUACAGGUUCGACAUGCACGGUAACACCUCUACCGGCCAGUGGCGGUAGGGAACCGGACGACUCGCAGCAGAUCCUCGACGCUUUUAAGCAAUGCGGGAAGAACGGUAAGGUAAUUUUGACGGAGGGGUUAUUCCACAUCGGCAAAGUGAUGGAUCUUAAAGAUCUAAGCAACGUGGAUGUUGAGAUUCACGGCACGCUGCGAUGGUCCUCGGAUAUCCAAUACUGGCUGCGAAAUAGUAUUGGUGUCGAAUAUGCCCAGCGAUCCACAGCCUGGCGUAUUGGUGGCCAAGAUAUCAGCAUCCGUGGCUUCGGCAAGGCGCUGUUUGACGGCCAGGGUCAGCUCUGGUACGAUGAGAACCGCGGCGGAAGUAACCAAGCCGGGCGACCGAUCAGUUUCACGCUUUGGCAUGCUAAGAACGUCUUCAUUGAUGGAAUCACCUGGAGACAAAGCCAGUUCUGGCAUACUUUCGUCGCAUAUAGCGAGAACAUCACUAUGACGAAUCUGGAUAUGAACUCGACUAGUAACAGCCAAUGGAGCACCGUGAAUACUGACGGCACUGAUACCUGGAACUCGAAGGAUGUCUUCAUUAAGAAUUGGACUGUGACCUGCGGUGAUGUGAGUGCUCUCCCCUUCCCCUAUUUCCCCCAAUUCCUAUCCCUUUCUUUACCUUUCCAUACCACCGCCACCUUCGAGAUUACCCGCCCGUUUAACUGUCCCCGACAGGACUGCAUAGCCAUCAAAGGCAACAGCACCAACAUCCAAGUCUCUGACGUGCACUGCUACGAGUCCGGGUGCGCGACGAUCGGCUCGCUGGGCAACAACCCGGGGAACGCGCCGGACUUCGUGCAGGACGUGACUUUCGACAACAUUACGUGCACGCACAGCUCGAACGCGGCCUGGGUCAAGACGUACAGCGGCAACGGGCGCGUGCGCAACGUCACCUUCUCCAACAUCCGCGCCGAGAACGUCAACCAGCCCAUCUACGUCACCUCCUGCAUCUACACCGCCCGCGGCUGCGACCAGAGCCGCCUGCCCAUCCAGGACGUCCGCUGGAUCAACGUCACGGGCACUAGUCGGUAUAACAUUGCGGCGGCCAUCCACUGCUCCGCGAGCAGCCCCUGCUCGGGAUUCAGCUUCGAGAACGUGGAUAUUCAGCCGCUAGAUGGGAGGAGCACGCCUAAGUACUUGUGCAGUAAUAUCCAGGGCCAGGCUGGCAGCGGCAUCCCCUGCACGGGAACGUGCCCUGCCGACUGGCCGCAGCAGUUGAACGGAAACCGUUAG